Molecule: messenger RNA, 551 nt
Organism: Entrophospora candida
Lineage: Eukaryota; Fungi; Glomeromycota; Glomeromycetes; Entrophosporales; Entrophosporaceae
Source: the annotation of a GenBank genome assembly
UACCCAGAUCUUGGCAUUGGUUGCUCAACAAUUGCUAAAAUAUUAAAAGAAAGUAGUAGAUGGCUAAGUAUUGAUACUAAUUCUAUUUCUAGAAGUAAAUUUCAAAAUAAAAAUCCUAAAUUUCCAUUGCUUGAUCAAGCUUUAAAUCGUUGGGUAGAACAGGUAUCAGCAUCAGCUGUUGUAUUGAAUGAACAGCUUAUUAAAGAGAAAAGUUGGAGCUUUGCAAAUCUUUUAGGAAUAGAUGAAGAUGAUAAUGCAAGUUCACAUUCUUCAAAUGAUGGCGAAGCUCCUCUUCAGUUGUCAAACAUUACAUUGCAAUAUCUUCCUCCCAACACCACAUCCCAUCUGCAACCACUGGAUGCAGGGACUAUCAAGUCAUUCAAAGCUAAAUAUAAACAUUUAUAUUGUUCACAUGUUCUAAGACAAUUUGAAAGUGGUGUAGAUAUUGAAAAUGUAACAACUACAACAAUAAAAAACUGUUGGGGAAAGACAGGUAUUCUCCCUGGUGGCCAAAUUUUACAAAUGAAUUCAGUGGUGAAUGAAGAUGAUGA